AUGUGCAAAAUUUCGACCCGAUCCAGUUUGGCGGCAAUCCUGCUGGCGGCAUCCAUUCUUGCCGAUCUUGCGGUUGCCACUCCUUGGGGCAAUUAUUACGAGUACGGCGGACAUCCGUCGGGACCUCAGGUAUAUCAGUACAAUCAACGCGUCGAACACCACCGGACAGUGCCGGACAGUGUUCCGGCAUCGUCCGGUGCGAUCAACUGCCGGUGCACCAAACUGCGAUACUGCACUAAGAUACUGGAAAUGUUACGAAACCCCAAAUCGAGCUACGGUAACUUUAAUUCGAAAUUGAAGGAACUGGCUUGCGGUUAUGGCAUUGAUAACGAGCCAAACAUUUGCUGCCCGCUGGACGAUAGCUGGUUGCGGGAUGUCGGUACAGACGACGAAGGUCAUUCGUCCGAAGAAAACGAUUCACAUUCUGCGAUCGGGUGGGAUGAAGGUUACACAAACCGAAAGUCGGACAACGGACAUCAGUGGUCGAAAGAACGCUUCAAGUACAUACCCAUGACGACGCAGGGUAAGGAUGUGAAAAGGAUCGGAAACACUAGAACUUCUACCACCUCUACCAACUGGUGGAAACAAAGACCACAGAAAAGCAACACGAUCGCUCAGUUUGAGGAUCCAAAAACGAUGAAGAACUGUCCACCGGAGAUUUAUCCGAACGAAGCGGAAGUAACGUUGCGUCCUACGAAGGCGUAUGUUGCGCCUAUCAUGCGAACUACCAAGCGACCGAGUGUGGUUCUUGGAAGUAAUCGUCUAGCCGAAACGACAACUUUACCGAUCACAACCGAACCACCGUUGACUACUACAGAACUGAUAACUACCGUACUGCCAACGGUAGUUCCCGAUCAACCGAUGAUUAAUGCACCGCUUUGUGGACUUUCGGUUAAUACGAGAAUCAUUGGCGGUGAAACGGAGGUUCCGGGACAGUUUCCCUGGAUGGCUCGUUUAGCUUACCGAAAUCGAACUUCUGGCCGCGUAACGUACCGCUGUGCAGGAUCGCUAAUCACCAAUCGGCACGUGAUAACGGUGGCCCAUUGUGUCACGAAUCUCAUUGAUGAACUUCAGCUAGUCAGCAUACGAUUGGGUGAUUUAGAGUGUAAUGCUGUAACGGAUCCGCGAUGCAGCGCCCGGUAUCAGGACUUUGCGAUCGACCGAGUUCUCCCGCACGAGAGCUACGAUAUGCCCAAGUACGCCAACGAUAUCGCACUGAUAAAGUUGCGCGAAACGACAGAAACCUACAACAUCAUAAGUCCACUGUGUUUGCCCACCGAUCAGUACGCACCGUACGCGCUUAAUCUAACCGGCCAGAUGGGAAUCAUUGCUGGCUGGGGUUCGACUAGCAAUCGAAGCAACACACCGAGUCCCACUCUGCAGUGGUUACGAUUGCCCAUAGUGGACACGGCCGGCUGUGCCACCGCAUACGCACGGUACAGUGUCAACUCGCGCAAUCCCAUCAUCGUGUCCGAGAAUCAGAUGUGUGCCCAGGGUCAGGAAAAUCGAGAUGCUUGCCAAGGUGAUUCCGGAGGACCGCUGAUGAAUGAGGCGAUAUCAACGCGCGAUCGGUUCGUGCUGCUCGGGCUAGUCUCGUUCGGACCGCGCACGUGUGGUGUGUCAAACUUUCCGGGCGUGUACACGCGCAUUUCGUCGUACAUUGAUUGGAUAUUGACCAACGUUAUGCUCAUUCGAAGCAUACCGAACGAGUCGGACACCUUUGCAGCGAACAUGAGUGCUUUCGGUGGUCGCUGUCCAGCGGUGGUUCCGCUUUUGCUGCUAGCUAUUCUAAGCCUCACAGCUGCUCAACAAUGCACCUUACCAGAUAAUAGAUCCGGCCAAUGUAUACUACUGCGCAACUGUAACAGCCUGCUGACGCUGAUCAAGAAAAAGCCGUUGCUAGACGAAGACCGGACGUAUCUACAGCGAACCCAGUGUGGAUGGUCAACCACAGAAAAACAUCCACUGGUGUGCUGUGCCGACGGUGAUCUCGUGGCACCGGUCCGUGUAGGUGCCGGGCUUUUGCCUACUCCGGGACAGUGUGGCAUACAGACGAGUGAUCGCAUCUUCGGCGGUGUAAACACACGCAUCGACGAGUUCCCGUGGAUAGCGCUGCUGAAGUAUGCAAAACCAAAUAACGUUUUCGGGUUUCACUGUGGCGGUGUGCUGAUUAACGAUCGCUACGUCCUUACCGCUUCUCACUGCGUCAACGGCAAAGACAUCCCAACUACCUGGAGUCUUGCGGAAGUACGACUCGGUGAAUGGGACACCUCCACGGCCCAGGACUGUGAAGGUUUGGGCGAAGAUGUUGACUGCUCUCCUCCACCAAUAGACGUACCCAUCGAGAGUAAGAUACCUCAUCCCGAGUACGUACCAACAUCGACCGAACAGUACAACGACAUCGCACUGCUUCGGUUAUCAGCUACCGUGCCGUAUUCUGAUUUUAUCAAACCCAUCUGCCUACCGACGCAGGCCGAACUAAAGGCACGAGAUUAUGUUGGGUUCCGCAUGCAGGUUGCUGGCUGGGGACGUACAGCAACGGCGCGAUACAGCAACGUAAAGCAAAAGGUUGCAGUCGAUGGUGUAUCGUUGGACGCUUGUAAUCAGGUGUACCAGCGUGAGCAGGUGUUGCUGCGCCAAUCUCAGCUCUGUGCCGGUGGUGAGGCUGGCAAGGAUUCUUGCCAGGGUGAUUCCGGUGGUCCACUGACAGGUAUUCAUACGUCCGGUGGGGUACAGUACUGGUACCUGAUUGGUUUGGUAUCAUUCGGGCCGACACCGUGUGGACAGGCCGGAUGGCCUGGAGUUUACACAAAGGUUGACCAAUACGUAGACUGGGUAACUGCCACGAUUGUUGCGUAAAGAGCAUGCGGGAAGGCAUUGGUGUG
Anopheles maculipalpis is the source of this 2885-nucleotide messenger RNA. Its product is annotated as transmembrane protease serine 9-like. Bases 1 to 2859 code for a protein of 952 amino acids. Gene Ontology annotation, biological process: proteolysis. The transcript is spliced from 10 exons. The record is from RefSeq and is a predicted model, not a curated record. Lineage: Eukaryota; Metazoa; Arthropoda; Insecta; Diptera; Culicidae. Gene Ontology annotation, molecular function: serine-type endopeptidase activity.